AACACAGCACGUGAUGUCUUCGCACGCAAAGGAAAGAGGGAAAGAGGGAGAUCAAGAGAUGGAGAGAGAGAGAAAUAGCAAGCGAGAGAGAGAAAGAGAGAGAGAGAGAGGGAGAGAGAGAGAGAGAGAGAGAGAGAGAGAGAGAGAGAGAGAGAGAGAGAGAGAGAGAGAGAGAGAGGAGAGAGAGAGAGAGAGAGAGAGAGAGAGAGAGGAGAGAGAGAGAGAGAAAGAGGGAGAGAGUGAGAGAGAGAGGGGAGAGAGAGAGAGAGAAAGAGGAGGAGAGAGAGAGAGAGAGAGAGAGAGAGAGAGAGAGAGAGAGAGAGAGAGAGAGAGAGGGAAAGAGAUAGAGAGAGAGAGAGAGAGAGAGAGAGAGAGAGAGAGAGAGAGAGAGAGAGAGAGAGAGAGAGAGAGAGCGACAGAGAAAGAGAAGGCGGAUAGAGAGACGACCCGAUCAUUGCGUUGCAUGUGACAUAUAAAAUAUAACCCCACCA
This is a messenger RNA of Closterium sp. NIES-67, 491 nucleotides long. Lineage: Eukaryota; Viridiplantae; Streptophyta; Zygnematophyceae; Desmidiales; Closteriaceae. The record is from the annotation of a GenBank genome assembly.